This is a messenger RNA of Lasiodiplodia theobromae, 1254 nucleotides long. RefSeq names its product Leucine-rich repeat ribonuclease inhibitor. The coding region runs from base 1 to 1254 and encodes 417 amino acids. Gene Ontology annotation, biological process: nucleocytoplasmic transport; activation of GTPase activity. Gene Ontology annotation, cellular component: nucleus; cytosol; perinuclear region of cytoplasm. The record is from RefSeq and is a predicted model, not a curated record. Lineage: Eukaryota; Fungi; Ascomycota; Dothideomycetes; Botryosphaeriales; Botryosphaeriaceae. The transcript is spliced from 2 exons. Gene Ontology annotation, molecular function: small GTPase binding; GTPase activator activity.
AUGGCGAAUCCCAAAGUUUUCAGCUUGGAGGGCAAGGGCCUGAAACUCACCACCGCCGAGGACAUCGAGCCGCACAUUCAGGCGCUGAAGGAGAACUCCGAUGUCGAGGAGGUCGUCUUCGUUGGCAACACACUCGGAAUAGGUGCCUCGGAGGCCUUGGCCAAGGUGCUGGAGACCAAGAAAAACCUCAAGAUCGCCAACUUUGCCGACAUCUUCACCUCGCGCCUGCUUUCCGAGAUCCCCGAGGCACUUGACCAUAUCCUCAAGGCGCUUCUCGCCCUUCCGAAACUCGAAACCGUCGACCUCUCCGACAACGCUUUCGGCCUCAACACCCAAGCUCCUCUUGUUGCCUUCCUCGCCGCGCACACUCCGCUUCGUCACCUCUACCUCAACAACAACGGUCUGGGCCCCGCUGCCGGCACACUCAUUGCCAAUGCCCUUUCGGAUCUCGCCGACAAGAAGGCUGCCGCCCGCGACGGCGGCGCCGAGGUGCCAUACCUUGAGACGGUCAUCUGCGGCCGCAACCGCUUGGAGAACGGCUCGAUGGAGGCUUGGGCACGUGCCUACUCGAAGCACACGGGCCUGCAGGAGAUCAAGAUGGUGCAGAACGGCAUCCGGCAGGAGGGCAUUACGCACCUGCUGCGUCACGGACUGGUGCAUCAGAGCCAGAUCCGCAUCCUCGAUCUGCAGGACAACACGUUCACCAAGACUGGCGCACGGGCGCUGGCCGAAAUCAUCGGCGGUUUCCCACACCUGCGCGAAUUGGGCGUGAGCGACUGCUUCUUGCAAGCCAAGGGUAGCUUGCUGCUGGGUGCGGCGCUGGCCAAGGGACAGAACCCGGAGCUGGAAAUCUUGCGCAUUCAAUACAACGACAUGAAUGCGGCAGGCCUGAAAGGCUUCGCCGAUGCAAGUGAGCACGCCCUGCCGAAGUUGCGCAGACUUGAGGUCAACGGCAACAAAUUCAGCGAGGAUGACGAGAGCGUCGAGCGCCUGCAGGACGCUUUCUCAGCGCGCAAGGAGGAGGCCGACCCCGCGUUCGUCGAGGGCCUGAAGGAGGGCUACGAGUUCGGCCUCGAUGAGCUGGACGAGCUUGACGACGAGAGCGAGGACGAGGAAGAAGAGGAGGAAGAGGAAGAGGAGGUGAAGGAAGAUGUGGUCAAGAAGGCGGACGAGGCGGAGGCGCAGAAGGUCAGCGAGAAGAAGGACACGAGCGUCGACGAGCUGGCCAACAUGCUGGGUAAGACUGGAUUGUAA